AUGGACGACAGAGAACAAAAUAAUCAAUUAUCUACAACGCCAAUUUCAAUAAAAUCUUUAUCAAAUAAUAAUUUAUUAUCAACGCCUCCAACACCGUCUUCAGCUAAUAAUUCAUUCGAUUACGUUGAUCACUCAAUUGAUGACAUUUUCAAUCAAUUUUAUAAAUUGAAUCAUAAUGAUAAAUUAUUAGCUUUAAAUAAGAUAUUGCCUUCUUUAACUAUUCCUCAAGUUAUACACGCUAAUAACUUAUUAGCACCUCGUCUAAAAAGGGAUUUCUUAAAGGAGUUACCUUUAGAGUUAUCGUUACACAUUUUAUCUUACAUAAAUCAUCCAAAAACUCUAGCCAGAUGCUCACAAGUUUCAAAGUGGUGGAGAGACAUCGUUGAGGACGAAAAUAAUUGGAAAGAUAUGUGCUUUAAGCAUCGUUAUAAGCCUUCCAAUUCUUCUUUUCAACAAAGGGUUGCUUUCUAUAGAGCUAAUUCUAUCGUUAGAAGGAAUUCUUUAGAUCUUAAUAAUGAUCAUUCGUUUUGGACUUCUCAACAAUCAACUCAAGAUUUCUCUUAUAAAAAGCAUUUCAAACAUUCUUAUCUAACCGAAUCUAAUUGGAGGAAAGGCGGUAGAUUAAUUAGCUCGCAUGUUUCUCCAGAAGACGCAGUAGUUACUAGUUUAGUUAUGGAUGAUAAUUUCAUCAUAAUCGGAAUGUCAAACUCUAAUAUCCACAUUUUCGAUGCUUUAACUGGUAGAUGGAAAUGUGCUUUACAAGGUCACGUUCAAGGUGUUUGGUGUUGGGGUCAAAAUGGAACCAUUGUCGUUAGUGGUAGUUGUGAUAGGCAUGUGCGAGUUUGGGAUGCUGAAUCAGGUUUAUGUUUACAUACUUUAUCUGGUCAUACUUCAACUAUUAGAUGCGUAAAAGUUGUACCAGGUAAACCAAUAGCUGUCUCUGGUUCGAGAGAUGCUACUUUAAGAGUUUGGAAUAUUGAAAACGGUAAUUUGAUACAUGUCCUACAAGGUCAUCAGCAUUCAGUCAGAUCAAUUGACGUCUCGGGUGAUAAAAUCGUUUCUGGUUCUUAUGACUGUACGAGUAAGCUAUGGGACUUAAAUACUGGUGAAUGUUUACACACAUUUGAAGGACAUGCUCAUCAAAUCUAUUCAAUUGCGUUCAAUGGCGAGUUAAUUGCCACAGGUUCAAUGGAUAACACUGUGAGAAUCUGGUCAGCUUCUCAAAGAAAGUGUUUAGCAAUGUUACAAGGACAUACAGCUCUAAUCGGUACAUUACAAUUGACUGACAAUAUUUUGGUAACGGGCGGAUCAGACGGUAGAGUUAUUGUUUUCAAUCUUGAUAACUAUGAAUGCUUGCAUAGAAUAGACGCGCAUAGUAAUUCAGUUACUUCACUUCAAUUUGAUGAAAGAUUUAUAGUUUCCGCCGGUAAUGACGGUAGAAUAAAAUUAUGGGACUUUGAAACAGGAAAGCGUAUAAGAGAUCUUUCUGAAAGGGGUGAAUCAAUUUGGAGAUUAGCCUUUACCGAAGAAAAAUGCGUCAUCCUUUCAAGAAGGAAUGAAAAAACUGUUAUGGAGUUAUUUACCUACCUUCCACUUGAUGAUGAGGUUGAUAAUUGA
Molecule: messenger RNA, 1617 nt
Organism: Wallemia mellicola CBS 633.66
Lineage: Eukaryota; Fungi; Basidiomycota; Wallemiomycetes; Wallemiales; Wallemiaceae
Product: WD40 repeat-like protein
Exons: 3
Coding region: 1-1617 (538 amino acids)
Molecular function (GO): protein binding
Source: RefSeq, a predicted model, not a curated record